Molecule: messenger RNA, 1173 nt
Organism: Lasiosphaeria miniovina
Lineage: Eukaryota; Fungi; Ascomycota; Sordariomycetes; Sordariales; Lasiosphaeriaceae
Exons: 4
Coding region: 1-1173 (390 amino acids)
Biological process (GO): proton transmembrane transport
Cellular component (GO): vacuolar proton-transporting V-type ATPase, V1 domain
Molecular function (GO): proton-transporting ATPase activity, rotational mechanism
Source: RefSeq, a predicted model, not a curated record
AUGCCGGCAACUCGGUACAUUUUUGUUUCCCUGCCUCUCAGGAUCUUUGACGACGACCCACUGUCCGCAUUGAGCGCCACGGUCGGUCGCGAGAAUGGCGAGAUGCUACCUUUUCCUGUGCCAUCAUUCAAAAUUGGCACCCUGGACGCUCUAGUUCAACAUGCGGAUGAUCUCUCAAAGCUGAGCUCGGGAUGCGACGCUGUCGUUUCCAAGGUUGCCGACUCUUUAAGGGCCAUUCUAGACGGAGACGAAAACAAGGCUGCAGAGCACAAGGUGGUCAAUGACAAGCCGACGGAUCAGUACAUGUGCAGUUUCCAGUGGAACACGGCCAGAUAUCGAGUUGAGCGCCCGUUGGGGGAACUCAUAGAUAACCUGCGGAAAGGGCUGCAAAACCUCGACGACGAUCUGAAGGGAAAAUUCAACCAGUACAAUAGUGUCAAAGCCAACCUUGCUGCGUUGCAGAGGAGGCAGACGGGAAAUCUCGCGACCAAAUCCCUUACACCUAUCGUUGACCCAAGGCUGCUCGUGCAGGACUCCGAGUACCUAGAGACACAUUUAGUCGUGGUCCCUACAAAUGCGCGCAAAGAUUUUCUCAAGAGCUACGAAACCAUUGCGCCAAUGGUUGUUCCUCGGUCCUCGGUCCAGGUUGCUCAAGACGACGAGUUUACGCUGUUUGCGGUUACCACGUUCAAAAAACACAGCAUCGAGUUCCUCCAGAAGUGUCGGGAGCAGAAAUGGACACCUCGACAAUAUAAAUAUGUCCAAGGCGGCAAGGAAGAAGAGCAGCGCGAGCUUGACCGCGUCGUUAAGGACGAGAAAAAAAUACGGGAGGAAGCUCUAUUAUUAGGAAGAACCAGCUGGAGCGAGAGCGUCAUGAUCUGGGCUCAUGUCAUGACGCUUCGCGUAUUUGUGGAGACGGUGCUGAGAUAUGGCCUACCUCUAGAGUUCGUGAGCGCUCUUAUCAAGACAACACCAAAGCAGGCAAUAAAAGUGAAGGCAUCCCUAGACUCGACGUAUUCGUACCUUGGAGGUAACGCAUUUGGGAGGGACAAGCGAGGGCGUGUCACUAAAGACGACGCGAGUUUGACAUCCGAGAUGGCUGCUGCGGGCUUGAGCGCGGGCGAAGGCAGCGAAUACACGGCAUAUGUGUACUAUGAACUAGAAUUUCCUUAG